Molecule: messenger RNA, 518 nt
Organism: Contarinia nasturtii (swede midge)
Lineage: Eukaryota; Metazoa; Arthropoda; Insecta; Diptera; Cecidomyiidae
Exons: 4
Coding region: 111-518 (135 amino acids)
Source: RefSeq, a predicted model, not a curated record
CAUUUUCCACGGCCUUAAAAGUCAAAUCGCAAGAGCACGGCAAAGGUCGUGAAACUGACAAAUCUGAAGAAAAGAUAGUCGCUGUCAAUCGUCCUGAAUCCGGUGAUAAAAUGACAACAGCAAAUUGUAGUGGCAGUAAUAAUGCACUUGGUGGUGAUUUGUCAUUUGCUCGAAAUGCGCCAACUCCUCAAAAAAUUAGUCAACGAGCUCGUUUUGGUGAAAAUAAUCGUGAUGAAAAGAAAAUGGUUUCAGGCAAUUCUGCCACUCAGGACGAUCACGAUCUUCCAGAACUAGGUGUUGACCAACCAUACCAGCGACUGAAAGUAUACAGCAGUGGUGGCAGUAAUUCAAGCCCACAAAUCAUUAUGGUUUCCAAGACUUCGGCACAAAAUCCAGUUGAUCAGACUUUUGACAUCAACCCUUCUUUCUCAACACACAUUUCAGAACAAAAUGACAGCUUCAUCCAAACCGAUGAAGCGAAUCAAAGCAGCAGCGAGUUUUCCUUCGAGGUAAAAUAG